Filobasidium floriforme is the source of this 2393-nucleotide messenger RNA. RefSeq names its product putative alpha-galactosidase C. The coding region runs from base 16 to 2241 and encodes 741 amino acids. The record is from RefSeq and is a predicted model, not a curated record. Gene Ontology annotation, molecular function: alpha-galactosidase activity. The transcript has 3 exons. NCBI's taxonomy places the organism in Eukaryota, Fungi, Basidiomycota, Tremellomycetes, Filobasidiales, Filobasidiaceae. Gene Ontology annotation, biological process: carbohydrate catabolic process.
GGAACCUCUCCCAUCAUGUCAAACCAAACACCCUGCAUCACCGUCAACGAGACGACCAAGACCUUCUCCCUAACCUCCCCCGGCGUCUCCUACAUAUUCCACGCCGACCCUUCCGGCGAGCUCAUCCACGAUCAUUUCGGUCCCCCUAUCACCUCCCACCUCCCUCCCGAUAUCGGAGGCCCGGAUGGAGGUUGGGGUUCUUACUUAACCCGCGUUCCCCGAGAACUACCUGAUUCCGGGCGGGGUGAUUUCAGGCUCCCAGCUAUUAGGAUCAGGAAACGUACUGGGAACACGGUAUUGAGGCUAGAAUACGUCUCUUACGAGAUCAUCCCCGGUAAACCGAAACUCCCCGGCUUGCCUGCGACAUUCGGAGAAGAAUCCGACGUGUCCACCUUGGUCAUCCACCUCACCGACCCGGUCUCCCUUAUCUCCGUGUACGUCUCCUAUUCCAUCUUCCCUCGCUACGACGCUAUCGCCAGGUCUCUCCGCAUUGUGAAUAACGGGGAUGAAGAGGUGGUCGUCGAGCAAGCAGCUAGUUUCUGUGUGGAUAUGCCGAGUGGGGAAUGGGAGAUGUUACAGUUGAGCGGGGAUUGGGCUAGGGAGGCUAGGGUCGUCAAGCGGCCCGUCGUUCUCGGUACACAAGGCUUCCAAAGCCUAACCGGCUACUCUUCCCACCUACACAACCCCUUCCUCGUCCUAACCUCCCCCCGCACGACCGAGACUCAUGGUCAAACUUACGGUUUCUCCCUAAUCUACUCUGGCUCGCACUCGUUUCAAGUAGAAAAAGGCUCUGUCGGCCUUACCCGAGUCUUAGCGGGUAUGCACCCUGACCACCUCUCUUGGCCCCUUAGUCCGAAGGGUGGGGAAUUUACUACGCCGGAAUGCGUGGCGGUAUUUUCUGCUGAGGGGUUAGGGGGGAUGAGUAGGAAGUACCAUUCGCUCUACCGGGGACAUUUGUGUAAAUCCCGUUGGGUGGACCGACCUCGUCCGGCGUUGAUCAACAACUGGGAAGCCACCUACUUUGAUAUGAACCAACAAAACCUCGCCUUGAUCGCCAAGAGGGGUAGCGAGCUGGGCGUAGGGUUGUUCGUCAUGGACGACGGAUGGUUCGGAGUGAAACACCCUAGAUUGUCGGAUAAUGCCGGGUUGGGGGAUUGGGUCGUUAAUCCGGAGAGGUUUCCUGAUGGGUUGGGAGAUUUUGUGACGAGGGUUACCGGGUUUGAGGUCAAGAAGCUCGAUAAUAAAGAGGACAACACAGAGGAUAAGACGACGACAAAGAUGAAGUUCGGGAUCUGGGUCGAACCGGAGAUGGUCAACCCCGCCUCGGAGCUGUUCGAAACCCACCCCGAAUGGGUGCUUCAAGCCGAAGGUUAUCCAUUGACAGAAGCGCGGAACCAGCUCGUCCUCGACCUCUCUCAAUCCGCUGUCCAAGAUUACAUUAUCGACAAGUUGACCGAUAUCCUAAACAGCGCGGACAUUUCGUAUGUCAAGUGGGACAACAAUCGGGGGAUGCACGAACUUCCCUCGCCCUCGGUGCCGCAUGCGUACAUGUUAGGGCUCUACCGGGUGCUGGGGACUUUGACUACACGGUUCCCCGAGGUCUUAUGGGAAGGUUGUGCGUCGGGCGGAGGAAGAUUCGACCCGGGCUUGUACCACUAUUGGGCUCAAUCCUGGACCUCGGAUAACACGGACGCCAUCGACCGUCUCUUCAUCCAAUUCGGAACCAGCCUGGUCUACCCUCCUUCAUCUAUGGGAGCCCACGUCUCCGCCGUCCCGAAUCACCAGACCGGCCGUACGACCCCCUUGGAAUUCCGAGCGCACGUAGCGCUCAUGGGAGGGUCCUUCGGGUUCGAACUUGACCUCAACAAACUACCCGAGGAAGAACAAGCCCAGAUCCCCCGACUCGUCGCAUUGAGCGAAAAGGUCAACCCGCUCGUCAUCACCGGAGACCUCUACCGACUUGAACGGCCUGACGAAUCCAAUUGGCCCACGGCGAUGUUCGUCUCCCCUGACAAGGCCAAAAGCUCGGCCGUUGUGCUGGCUUAUCGGAUGCAGAGUAUCAUCAACUGGCACAGCCCUCCCGUUAGGUUACAAGGGCUCGACCCGGAAGCGACGUACGAGCUGGAAGAAGAGGGACAAGAGGCGGUAGAGUAUACCGGUCGGACGUUGAUGAACGCGGGUCUGCGCUUGGCUCUCAAGGGGGAUUAUCAGAGCAGGGUCAUCUUUCUUCGCCGAAAGUAGGCGUCGACGAUUCAAGUCGACGGGUAGUGAGGGAUUUGGAACAAAGGUUGUAUGCUCAGACAAGCGUGGGGAUUUGAACAAAGAUUGUAGAACGAACGUGGGAACAAUGGGGAAAUCGAAUACUGUACUCUACGAAUAUCCACCGUUUCUUU